GGGGCAUCGCCACUCAUGCCGCGCCCCCAUCGCUUUGGUGAUGUAAGCACGUCCCGAUUCCCCGCCCAUAUACGUGUACACCGUAGCCUCUGUUACGUCUGUAAGCCCCGCUCCACCCUUGGUCAUGCUUGCAUGCGCAACAUUGCUGCUCGCUCCUCACACAAGGAGUGCGAGUCGAGGGCCGAUGUGAUCGUUGGCCUUCACAUCCCCCGCCAUCCAAACUGGUGGCAAAUGGCGGGUUUUCUAAAUCGGGGCUUAUGCCCCUCGAUCUUCAGGUUUACAAGGCAUCUGAGAGUAACGACAGUCCCCGAAAUUCAUCAUGUAACAAUUCUCUCACUCAACACGUUUUCCACGGGUUUUCAGCAUUCAGACUGGUUAAGGUGCUUACAGUUGCAGAGGAAGGAAAUUCAUUCAUCAACUUUGAGAAGAAUGGAAAAUGCAAGUUUACUGGAUGAAGCCACAUAUGAGAGACUUGCAGAAGAAACAUUGGACCUUUUAGCUGACUUCUUUGAAGAUCUUGGAGAUCAACCAUUUGUUCCAAAAGACUAUGAUGUAACAUUUGCGAAUGGUGUGUUGACAAUAAAUAUGGGAGAAGCCUUGGGGACAUAUGUGAUUAAUAAACAGACUCCAAACCGACAAAUCUGGUUAUCAUCUCCCAUCAGUGGGCCUAAGCGAUACGAUUGGACCGGGAAAAAAUGGGUCUAUUCUCAUGAUGGAAUUUGUUUACAUGGUCUGCUCACGAAGGAGUUCUCUACAACAUUCAAGACCCAAGUGGAUGUACUUUCAGUAGCAGAUGUCAGUGAUGUAUGACCUAGCAAAAAAAAUCUAAGAACUAUUUCCAAAAGCUGUUUUAUAAAAGCUAAACACUUUUGGAUUUAUUAUGUUUGAAUCUCUUGUUCCUGUGACAGUUUCUGGCAUGCUGUAAAGACUGCAAGUUGUCCCAAAGUAAACUGCCCUGUUGGAGCUCUCCUUUUCAGUGGAGUCUUUUACUGCCAAAGGGCUUGAGAUUCUUUGAUUGCAGUAAAUCUGUAAAAGUGUAUUUUGUUUUGUACAAUGAAAUUAAUAAGAUUUCUUUCUGUACCUGAAUUAAUUGUGAAUAGUAUUAAGUGCCUACUGAUGUUCCUAGAUAAUAUGCUCGCUUUUUUCCUAAAUUUAUGAUACUCAAACAAAAUAUAGAAUAUAUAUCAAGCAAUAAUAAUGCUGGGUGUUUGAUUCACCUACUCCCUGUCCGUUUUGACAGCUUCCUCAAAUUUUAUAGUUUUACAGGCGCACAAUUCAAAUUUUCUUUCUUUUUUUUUCAAAUUUAGGUUUGAGUGUAUUUUAUGAUAUAUUGAAAAGGACCAAUUACAUAAACUCAUCACAUCCAAAUCUCCAGUGGAGAUUGGGGAGAGAAAUAAUGCUACAGCUCUAACUCCAGGUCUCCACUAUAAAUCCACAAAAGUCAAUUUACCCAAACGAUAAAAAAGCAUAUAAUGUGGAACAACUUUAACUUUCUCCUUUAUUUUCUUGUAUUCAUUGUUCAAGUUAUUCAUUAAGUCAGAUUUCUGUACUCUACAGUAGGAUUCAGCAAGAAAGAGUGCUGGUCUUGUUUCCACAACAACUGAAAUUGCCCUUUUCAUCCAAGAUGACAGGACACCUUGUCCUUAAAUCAUUGCUGGGAAACCUACCUGCCAUUUGAAAGGUAGAGUAAGCUUUAGCUUGUUUUCAUUCACCAAAAAUAAUUUCUUCAACGGUAACCAUAGGCAUUUGUCCCACCUCAGAAAAAUAAAACACCAGUGCAGGAGCUGGUUGGGUGGGUAGACAAUCGAAAAUAAACAAGUGUAGUAUUGCAAAAUAGUUAGAGAUGAGAUCGAAGGAAUCAACACUAUAGUGUUGCUUGCCAGUUUUGUGGGUAUGAUUUGACAUUUAGCCUUCCAAAUCUACACUUGAACUGGAUCCUUACUUGGUGAUGUUGGCCUGAAAUAUUAACUCUCGUUUCCUUCUUCACAAAUGCUGACAAGCCUACAGUGUAUUUCCAGCUUUUUCUAUUUUACCUUAGUUGGUGUGUGAAAUUUCUAAGCCCCAUCUCUGUUCUAUCCAUGAUUUGGUAUCUGUGAUUGGUCGUUUUGCCAUGAAUUCACAGAAAGGCAAGCUGACUUAGCUUUGUUUACCAGCCCCUAUCAACAAAAACAAAAUACUCUCUUCCUGGUGAACAUUUCAGUAGAUACUUCUGAUCAAUAUAUUCAGAGAUGUUAUUGCACAUGCUGGGGCAGGUUGGAUUUGAAUCUGGGCUUCCUGGCUCAGAUAUAGGGACACUACCACUGCACCACAGAAGACCUCAUGAGUUUCACUAACCUAUUUUUCUAAUCAACCUGCUCAGGAUGUUAUUACACACCUCUAGAGCAGGUGGGAUUUAAACCCAAGCCUCUCAGGCCGGGACAGAUUCACUCCCACAGCACUAUUCGAGACCUCAUGACUUUCAGUAAUAGUGAUCUUUGAACUAUCCCCACCUGUAGCAGCUGGCUGCACAUCAGGUAUUCCAACCACCCACAACCAUUCUGAAUAAUAACAUUUUGAUGAGCAAUGGUAAAUUGGAUUUUGGAGUCUGGCUGUGAGAAGGUGCAUUACCUGUUCAAUGUACAUUUAGUGCAGCAAUUAUGUAAAUUUCAGGAAGGCAUUUGUAAUAAAAUGGGAAUUGGGCCAGUGGAACCGACAAGAAAAUAUUUAUUUAUGAGAAUCUGAUUUUCAAUAAAAUCCCAGAAAUGUAUGGGAACUAGAAAAUCA
Molecule: messenger RNA, 2763 nt
Organism: Chiloscyllium plagiosum (whitespotted bambooshark)
Lineage: Eukaryota; Metazoa; Chordata; Chondrichthyes; Orectolobiformes; Hemiscylliidae
Gene: fxn
Product: frataxin
Biological process (GO): iron incorporation into metallo-sulfur cluster; intracellular iron ion homeostasis
Cellular component (GO): mitochondrion
Molecular function (GO): ferric iron binding; iron chaperone activity; 2 iron, 2 sulfur cluster binding
Source: RefSeq, a predicted model, not a curated record